AUGAACCCCGAGUAGUGAGUGUUUCUCUGCUGGGCCUGGCCGGAGGGAGGGGGCGGACUGGCUUCUACUUUGGGGAAGGGGAGGGGCUGAAGUUCCGGGCUGUCUUCUUCCUUCCCCCCCAUAUGAGGCCUAGAUAGACUCCCUCCCCCGGUUCUCCUAAGGGCGCCGGUGACAGUCGGUGUCGAGUGGGGGAGAAGAGGCUGAAUAUAUAUACAUAUAAUAUAUAUAUAUACACACACACAAAUACGCAUGCACAUACACAUACACCUUAGCCCAUUCCUUAUAGGUGUGGGGAGUAGUAUACAUAUAACUGGUUGGAGGGAACGGCUGAUACUCGACUCUUGUGCCAGCCCCUUCCUCUCCCAUGAACUGUUUAGCCCCGUUGCGCUAUGGUGCCUCCUGUCCUUGGUAGCUUUUUAUGUCUGUCCCCAACUUCCCACUAUGUGUCUCUUGCUAGUCUUCACCCCACAUUGGUCUUGUGCCAUUCUUCCUCCUGCCCCCAAAUUGCCCACUUGCCUUGUCUGUCUUUCCCUAACUUUCUGCUGUGUUUUCCCGCAACCACUCCCCUGCCUCCGCCCUCCCCUUGCAACUACUAGCCUCUUGUGCUAUUAUUCCCACCCCCCGGUGUUCAUGAUUUCCCCCCUUUCCAUUUCGUUUUUACACACCUGCAUACCACACUGUUUCACUUAUAAUGCAUUUAGUUCACUUAUUUCGUGAAAUAUCUAAAACAAUGUGUGCAGUUAAGAAAAGGGAGAUUUAGCCUGUUUUUAAGGACUAAGUCUUCACAGGGUGUUUGAAAGCAGAUAGUGUUUCCUUAAGAUGUACGAUAGACAAACAGAUGAUGGAAGAGGAAGAUGAAAGGUCGAUUCACUGAUUAAGUGAGGCAUACAUAAAUGUUAUAUAUAGGUGUACCUGUGUGUGUGUGUGUGUGUGUGUGUAUAAAGCAGGGAUGGGGAAUCUGGCCCUCCAGAUUUUGCUGGACUACAACUCCCAUCACCCCUGGCCAUUGACGAUGCAGGCUGCUGGGAGUUGGAGUCUAAUAACAUCUGGAGGGCUGUAGGAUCCCUACCCCAUAUAAAGUUAAGCUUCUGUGUUUGUCCUCAUUAACUAAGAAGAGUCUGUUCUCAUACAUCCCUGCAAAGAAAAAAAAAUCUGUAAUCCUAUUCACCCUUACUUGAAAGUUGACUGUUUUACUCAGUGACACUUGCUUCCAAGUAAAGAAGCAUAGAAUCAGGAUGUAAAUUCCUGUGUCUAUCUCACUUUCUGUUCAGUGGAAUAGUCUUCGAGUUCAUAUAAACAUCUUCCAACUCCAUCAUGUGCUCCCACUAUAUUGUCAUGUGUUUUUUACUUUGUACAGGAAAGUAUCCACCCAAUCAGGUGAGUAGUUGUUUACAAAUCUGCUGUUAGAUCCUCCUAUAUUAUAUACCUGCCCACUUAAGUGACCACUUGCCACAUUAUGUGGUUUCUGACCUAGGAAGUCUUAUGCCACAGUGAACAAUUAAGGUCUUUAAGGUGCUGCAAGAUGCUUUGUGUUUGCUGGAGUUUGUCUUCUGUAGAAGCUAUUUAGGUGGUCUGGCCUAACUUCUGUAGUUGACACUGUUCAUCUGACCACAUUCAUUGAGGCCUUGCGAGGUUAUCCCAAAGUUGUUUCUGGUAACUUUUCCUGCUGUGUCCUACAGCCUAAUCUACAGCCGUGGUAGAAAAGAGCGGGGGGCUUUUACAAGUAAAGUUCAUGAGCAAGCAAGCAAGCAGGGAUUUGGGCAUUAACUCAAACUCCUGCUUCUUUCAAACUGUUAAGAACUUGAAACAAGUUUUGUUAAACUGAGGUAGUUUGUAAAAACAGUAAUUUCAAACUGUGUACCAAGUAAGCACAGGUAUCUGAGUGCAUCUGUAUUCCCAUCUGCUGAGAAUGGGAGAUCCCCUUAACACACUACUUUGUGUGUGCAGAGGCACUGGCUUGAAAGCUAUUCUUUUAUGGGCUAGCACAAUCACAUUUCAAACCCAUCUGUCUGUUUUAGCUAGUCCUACGCAGAGCAGACCCAUUGGCAUUACUGUAUAUGACCAACAUUGGACCAAGGAUGGACACAAGAACUUACAUAGAACAUAAGAAGCUCCCUUAUAAGCUAGCUCAGAUCAUUUGUCCACCCAGCUCAAUUUUGUCCAUGCUGACUGGCAGCGGCUCUUCAGACUGAAGUCUUUCCCAUGCAGCCUAGGAUCUUUUGCAUGCAAAGCAUGUACUUAACUAUUGAGCGACAUCCCUUUAAGACUCUGAGUAGAAUAUGCUGUUGUUUAAUUCCCAGAUGUCAAGUAGUUGGGCUUUUAGUCAUAGAGUGUGAAGGGAAAGCACUAUGCAGGUGCUCAAAGGCACACUUUCUUGGAGAUACAGAGUUCUGGCCAUUGUAUGUAGCACGGGAGACUCAUGAAUCUCAAAAUGGGCUCAUGAAAUCUUCGGGCCCAGCCAUAGUGGGCCCGAGGCCACUAUAAGUUCUGGGACCUUUGGUCCUUUCUGCUGCAUCACUGGCUAGUUCUGACUUGUAAAAAAUUACUUGCCUCAUGUUCUGUAGAGAAUAAAUAAUGCUUCCAUGAAAUCAACCAGGAGAUCAUUGGUUUUACAUUCAUUCCAGGGAUGGGGAGCCUGUAGCCUAUCAGCCCCAACCAAUGGUUAGGGUUGAAAAGAAUUGUAGCUCAGCAACAUCUGGAGUGCCACAGGUUCCCUGCAUAUGUUUUAUUCUAAGCUCUUGGUUUUCCAGUGUGGGCAAGCAGGCUAGAACAGCCUUCUUUGGGCCAGUUUCUUCUGUGGACUUCGUUUACAAAGGAUUAACAGCUACCCAUCAGGAUGAUCUGCUGCACCUUUUGGGAAUGGCUACUCUGAGUCAUCUCCAGAAACAUUCACCCUCAUUAUCCAGGGUUGACUGUGGUUGCCAUAGCCUCUGUAGAGGCUACUGUAGCUUGUCGGGUCAGCUUUGGUACCUUUGGUUUAAAAAACAAGAGUUUCUUCUCUAUCAUCUCUUACUUAGCUGGUCAUAAAUGCCGUUACCAUUGAGGUGAUGUGUUAGCAAAGUUACAACUGGUAGUGGCUGCAGACUCAGUGGCCAGACUUUGUUUCAUUGGCGCCUAGGACAGCAGUAUCUUUUCUGAGUGCUGAGCCCAGGCUAUAUAGUUUACUCUGGUGGAGAGCUAACAUAGCAUAGUGGCUAAGAAACUGAGCUGUGGAAACAAGAAGUUCCCAAUUCAAAUCUUGCCUCUUCUGUUAACUCAUUAGGGGCAAGCUAAGACACUCUCAGCCUUCCAGCUGCAAUGUGGGGAAUCAUAAUAUUGAUCUACCUUACAGGACUGAUGUAUACAUUACUGAUAAGAUGUCUGUGUAGCACUUUGCUACAUGCUAAUCAUCACAUUAAGUGCUUGGCUGCACAAAUCCAGAAAGCAUCAGUUCUGCUGGUAAACCUGCAUUACAACAGGAACCUCCUGUUUUUAGGGGUGAAGGUGGAACAUGAUGCUGCACUGGCAGAAAUCUUGGGUUGCUCGACCCUUAGGUCUGUAAACAUUUAUUGUGGAUGGCACCUUAAGAACUAUAGUGGUGGUUUUGGCUUUGUACAGACCUAUUUCUUAAAUAGGUAGAGGUUUCUAGCCUUGAAAGGAUGUUGGUUAUGUCCUAUAGAGGUCUGGUGUUCUGAAGCAAAGGGGUGUAGUUUUAAAAUAAGGAGAAAGGAGAAAUCAUCUUUGGUCUUGCAGGGGGAGAUAAGUGUAUAUAAAGUGUCAACAAGAUCGUUGGGUUGUCAUAACUACUCUGAAAAACAAUCUUGAGGUCUCUUUUAAGUUCAAGGGUCUUCUUUCACGGGAAGUGUUCAAAGAAAUGACCUGAAGAUCAUGUGCCAUCCUUUCCUGGCAGAAUGGAUUUGCUGUCUGGCUGCCCUUAACUUUUUAGGACACCUUGGUCUUCACAGUUCAAGUUUGUUGACUGCCUCUUUAGCAGCUGCUGACUCCCCUGCCCUGGUAGCUGUGAGUUGGCUGGGAAAAAACAGAUGCGUUCUAGGUUGUGGUGCAAUCUGGCAAAUAGAUCAGAAGCAUGUGAUCUGGGUCAGAUGCCUUUAAUCUGAAUUUAGGUUCAACAGAAUUGGGGCUACCUCUAGCUCAGGCUAAAACCUUUUGAAGUCUGUUUCGCAGUUGUUUGUCCCUUUGGGCCCAGGGCUUGUAUAUAUCUUGCCCUUCCUUUCUCAAACCUGCAAUGAGUGAGGAACAGCUGGGAAUUGGUGGCAUUCCUAAGGUCACCUGAGUCCAUGACUGAGGCUUGGGACUUUAGAUUUUAUUGGCAUGCAUUUGCUUUGUGAAUAGCAUUGCCUCCCCCACCCCCCAAGAUUAGGGAUAGUCCCUUCCCUCUGUGCUUAAUCAGGAAAAGUGCCAGCACACCAUCUCGUGACUCGCCUGUUUCCUGUCACCUCUCCCGCACACUAGUCAAACACUCCAAUUAAGAAACUUCCUUCCUUCUGACUGUUGGCUAUACUUACAGUUUGGUACAUGGGAGAGAACAGCCUGAUAGUCAAGUGCCCUGUUGUGCUUUUGGGGUAGGGGGAUCCUUGGCAGCAGUGCUGGUGGUGUGGCAAAGGGGUGGUGUUGUGAAACAGAUUCCAGAAGGUUUCUGUGAUAGUCCCCUGAGCUGCAACUUCAGAUGAGUUGGGGGAUAAUGGGAAGUGAUUCUGGGGCUUUUCGGAACAGGAACGAUGUAAGACAAAGGGCCUGAGUAAGACAGUGGAACUGUCUCCCUCUGUGGACUCUCCUUCAUUGGAGGUUUUUAAGCAGAGGUUGCAUGGCCAUCUGUCAUGGAUGCUAGAUGUCUCGUUCCAACUCUACAAUUCUCUGAUUCUAAGGCCCAGCGACUCAGCUGGGAGCAUGAUGGUGCUUAGAUAUAUUACACACUCUUCAUCACAAGGUCCCAGGGCAGGUCACAACAAUGUAAAAUACAUUAAAACCAGUUUAAAACAAUUUACAAGCACAACAGGUGUGGGUCCUAAAAUAUCUAUAUCUCAAGUGCAAAAAGGCCCGGCAUCUUCAGCCUACAAAUGAAAGGUGUAUAGUGAUGGUGCUAGAUAUGUCUCUCUGUGGAGGGAGUUCCGCCGCUUAGGGGCUCCCGGGUCAUCCCUAUCCUGAGCUUCUGAGGGCAGAGGAUCUACUCUUAAUACCCUCUCUGCUGAUCUUCAUACCUGAGAAGGUCUGUAUGGAAGGAAGCAAUCUUUCAUAUAUUUGGGGCCCGUUGCUUUAAACGCUAGCAUGAGCACCUUCCAUUAAGCUCCCAAAGAUGGCCAUUCUUAAUUGUUAUGGAGGCUUAACAGUAUUGUUUUAGAAAAGGAUGAAGAUAAGGUGGUGGAAGUUGUGUUGUAAAACCUCUAGGCCAGCAUCUUCUAACCUGGUGCCCUCCAGACAUUUUGGACCACAACUCCCAUCAGCCCCAGCCAGAACAUUGUAGUUCAACAUUUCUGGAGGGCACCAGGUUAGAGGAGGCUGCUCCAGGUGGCAGGAGUUAGCCAUGAUUUAAAAUUGAGCCUGUGUUUGAAACAGUUUGCAAACACUGGUUAAAGCUAACCAUGGUUAGAGUUGAUGUCGCUGUAGGUUAGCUCUGACAAAAGUGAAGCAAGGCAGGGAUAAAUUUUCACUAGGGUGUGUGGGGAGGAGAGUGCAUGAAUCACUGACUCACUCCCUGUUGCUUAACCAUGAGUAAGAGAUUGAGAGAAUUAUGUUUCUACUGGGCCUUACUGUCCCUAGUGCCAGUUAACCAUACUGAUUCAUAGGAAUUAGUAGACAUAGUGCCUGAAGUCCACUGCUGCAUUUGUCACUGGCGACUGCAUCUUUUAAUUGGGCAAGGGGCUCUGUCCCUCUUGUCGAAUCUGGAAAAGGGAAGGAGAUGCUCACCUUGAAGUUCAGUCUCUCAGAAAGUAGUGAAAUUUCUUAUUGCUUUUUUAGUGCCUCCACCACAACCCAUCCUUGGCAAACCAGAUGUUGUGGCCUACAACUCCCAUCAUCCCUGACCACUGUCUAUGUUGGAUGGGGCUGAUGGGGGUUGGAGUACACAGGCUCCCUGCCCUGUUCUAAGCACUUCUGAAGCUAGCAUUAUAAGUCCUCCCCUCCUUCCCUAGUCCUCCAAUGCUCACUGGAAAAUUGGAGCGGAGACCUUAACCCACACCUUGGGAUAAUGGCAGGGCUGGGUCUCUGGUGAGUGCCGAGGCCAAGCAACAUUUCUAAAACCCAGCAGAGUACAUAAUCAUGGCGUAUACACAGAGCCCUACCCUAUGACUUUCCAAGGAAGUAUCUGCUUUCGAUGAGUAGUGCAUUGUGACAGUUCCUACAAAGAUGAUUUAUUUGGAUAGUGAAGUCAGACCUGAACAAUCAAACAGAACAUUCAAACAUUGCUCAAGGCUUGUGCAUACACAGCAAACUCAUCCAAAUGAUAACCUUGUCAAAGAAGCAAAUGUGGUGGGGUAUUUAAUGCAGUUUGCUGCAUUUCAAAUACAUGUUUCACUUUGUGUAGAGGUGCUCCUUUACAGAAUACCUGCCGGCCACAGAUAAUCUGGGGUAUAGCCAUAUCUCAGUGCUAGAGCAUCUGCUUCUUAUGCAGAAAGUCCCUGGUCUAAUCCCUGACAUCUCUAGAUAGUGCUGGGAACAUUCCCUUGCCUGAAAGUUUGGAGACCUGUCUCCAGGCAGUGUAGAUGCUACUGAGCCAUGUGGACCAGUGGCAUGACUUGGUAUAAGACAGAUUUCAAUUUCCUGUUGGGUGAGCUGGGACAUGAGCUUGAACAGUGAGGAAGCUGAUUAAUUGGGGGCGGACAGGCAGUACCACUUGGGACCUAAUGGUUUCUGCUUUGGCCUGCUCUGGCUCCUGAUUUCUUCAGUAGAUAACAAUCAAGAUGUUUUUGUACCUCCCUUGAGCAAUUUCACAAGAGAACUUGGAUUUCUGGGGCAGCCAGAUCCUGUGCUAUAUUACUGUAAUAUUCAGAAUACUCAAGCUUAGUAUAAGAAUGUCCUCACUGCUGAGUCAGGUACAGUGUCUGGAGAGGAAACAAAUUAGCCCAGAUGAUGAUGAUGAGCGAUACUUUUUCUAUCCAUACAAAACUUGUCUGUUCUCCUCUUUCUAUUUUCCAGUGACUACCUGUUCAAACUGCUUCUGAUUGGUGACUCCGGUGUGGGGAAGUCAUGUCUCUUAUUGCGGUUUGCUGUAAGUAUUUACUCUUGCCCUAAGUGGCAACCUUUCUUCCUAGCCUGGGGAGCAAUGCAACCCUCCAGGGCUCCCUGUCUGGUCUAUGGCAUGCUUCCCAGGCCACCCCCCCUCCUCCAGACCACAUCCUCCUUGAGGCAGCUGCCAUGUGGUGGCACUAUGGGUGCAGGAUGAGUGCCUUGCCCACUGCUGGUGGAGAAGCUGCAAGAAACAAGGAGAAGAGGCAGCGGCUUCUGGCAAGAUCUUGUGGACCUCUCAAAAUGCACCUGGCGUGUGGUGAAUUUCAAAUGCUGCAUUUUGAGAGGCCCACAAGAUUAUAUAUCUGAGUUUGAACCCCGGUAAGUGAGACUUCAGCAGGGGCAGUAGUAGGAGUUGAGGACACCUUCCUGUUUCACCUCAGGUAGUGAAAUGGGAUGGGCCACCCCUGACUCUGCACAUCCCUCUUUCUUUUCUGGAUGAAGGCUACUCUGCUCACUUUUGCCUUUCUCCCCACCCAUCACUGGCAUGUCGCCCUCAAAAGCUUUACCAGAAGGGAAUGCAGUCCUCAGGGUGAAGGGGUUUCCCCAACCCUUGUCCUAGCCUAUUGUUAGUGAGCCUAAGAGAAAGCAACUGAUUGGAGCUGCCUCUUGGUGAUGAGUUUUCUUAAAGCUUUUCAGUAGAUUUGAGCCAACUGAAGAGGCACAAGACCUGUGACUAAUCCCCUUGGAAUCUCUUAUCUCACCCCCCCCUUAACACACACAAAAAUACAACAUUCAUUGUGAGGAAGCUUUGUUUUCUCUGUUUGCCCCUCAGGAUGAGCAGCUGUAGCAAUACAGUUUUUAAAUUUUUCUGGUCUUUAGGAAAUCCCUCUUCCAUUCCAACAUGUCUGCCAAGGAACCCUAGUUUGCAGUGUAGAGAGUUUUGCUAAAUGCAUUGCUUACAUGAGCUGAGCAUAGAUUAAGAAACAGACUCCCCCCACAACCGAGUAGUUGUCAUGAGCCUAAAAAUUCUGAGUAUUAUUUAUUAAAUUUCUAUCCCACCCUUCCUGCCAAAGAAGCACAGGGUGGCAAACAUCAAACAGUUUAAACAAUGCAAUUUAAAAUAAAAUAACCUAUUUAAAACAUUUGAAAAAUUAUCUAAAAACAUUUAGAGGCAAUCACAAUGGUACUACUACCAGUAAGAGAUCUCCCAUUUCUGGGUGCUGUAUUAGACAUACCGCCUUGCCUGCAGGCUUACAGUCAGAAGGUAGAAACAAAACAAGAGGUGGAGGAGGAGAAUCAAACUGGGGAAAGCCAGGAUGAAUAGCCAUUGCACUGGAGUUGGGUGGCAGUUUCAGUACUGGCUGCCUGCAGUCCUCCCCAGCCUUCAGACUCAGACACUGAUUGUCGAAAGCCACAAGAAAACCUUUAUUAACUGUGAUGUUUUUGCUGCUGAACUUAUUCCCAUUGAGAAACCCUAAUGGGACCUUGAAGAACCUCUGAACUUGGAACAGUCCUGGGGCGAGGAAUCAUUGGUCUAGACUGCGCAGGAAGACAAGGGGAAAGUUGGUUUUGGUGGAUUCCUUCCCUUCUGUUGUGUAAUGCGUGGUUUAUACAGUGGUCUCACACUACAGUUGUUCCUUGCCAGUUGGCAUUCUAGGCAUAUGCCAGCCUUCCCCAACCCUGUGCCCUUCAGAUGUUUUGGAUUACAACAACUCCCAAUAACCCCAUCCAGCAUGGAUGUGCUGCCAGAGGUUGGUUGGAUAUAAAUGCCGUUACCGAAAAUGUACACUGCUUAUGUUUCAUGUGUGUUUGGAAAUCUUGAAUGUUAGAAUUGUUGGCUGCAUUUUGAUACACCUUUCCCUCACCCAACAAAAGAGAAUUGAGAACAGGAACAAUGUCUUCUGUCUGCAACUUCUUCUUAUUGUUGAUGAAACACUCUCUUUCCUAGGAUGACACCUACACAGAAAGCUACAUUAGCACCAUUGGGGUGGACUUCAAAAUCCGCACCAUCGAGUUGGAUGGCAAAACUAUCAAGCUGCAAAUUGUGAGUCUGUAAAUCUCUUGGUUUCAAAAGUGUCUUUAAAUGAGUUUUUGGAUGUGGGAACUAAUCCCAGAAUUCUGGAUUGUUCAUUGAUUCCUCUGUGGAGAAGAUGAAUCACAUUCCUAUAGCUCUGUCUAAAGGUUUUGCAAGAUCCAGUUUCAUCCAUGGGUUGUAAUCUAAUGGUGCUGAGCCACAACUGUUAUCAUCUCUUCCCUCUCCAGUGGGACACGGCCGGGCAGGAACGGUUUCGAACCAUCACCUCCAGUUACUACCGAGGGGCACAUGGAAUAAUUGUGGUGUAUGACGUAACGGAUCAGGUAGAGUAAUGGCUGCAUUGUGGUGGUUAGAGCAGGGGUGGGAGAUGGGUUGGGGGAAGAUGAAAAAAUCUGUGUGUGUCUGUUUAGGGUAUCCAGCUCUGGGGGUGAGGAGGAACAGUGGGAAAGAGGGACCAUGAGUGUAAAAGGCAAUCACCCACCUCAUUUCUACAGAAGAUGGUCUAUGGCUGACAUCUGUUCAGAAGGGUGGACCAAAUGCUCCCAUUUCCAGAUGUUAUGUUGGUAGCGGUGUCUUGAAUCAAAAGGCAGCUCUGUCUAACUAGAGACCAUGAGAAGCGAUUAUCUCUCUAUCCCCGAUUAACAGGUGCAGUUCAAAUUGUAAUGUCAAAACACCCAAAAGGAUGAAAGCAGGACAGUUAACUGGAGUGAGUGAGCAAAGCUCCAUUCUGGCACAUUUUUACCUCUCUUAUUGAUGUAUUUUGUGGAUUGAUGCAUGGGUUGGAUCCAAUGAUGUCCUACUUGGAGUAGACCCAUUGAAAUGAAUGGACCUAAGUUUGUUCUCUGAACAGGACUAAAGUUGCCUACAACCCUAGGGCCAUAAUUUCGGAGAGCUCAGAAUUUCCUAAGUUCUCCUUAAGGCUGAAGUUCUUGGGGGUCUGAGUUUUGUAUUAAGUAUUUCGUGAGAUUCUUUCCAUUGAUGAAGCUGUCUAGUCUCCCUACAGUCCUUUCCAGUGCCAAGGGAUAAUCAGGUUGAUGGCCAGGCUUGGAAGUCUGAGCUCUGCUGCCUCUCAUCCUCUUCCCUCUUGUGGGCUCCCACCUUUCAGGAAUCCUACAACAACGUGAAGCAGUGGCUUCAGGAAAUUGAGCGCUACGCCAGUGAAAAUGUCAACAAGCUUCUCGUGGGCAACAAGUGUGACUUGACCACAAAAAAAGUGGUGGACUACACAACUGCCAAGGUGAGCCGCUGAAGGCAAGGCAGAUGCCAGUGGCUGGGAAGAAUAGCAAGUUGGAGGAGUUGCUCUUGUCCUUUAGGGCUUCUCACAGGCAUCUGGUUGGCCACUGUUAAAAAAGGUAAAGGUAAAGGGCCAGUCGUGUCCGACUCUAGGGUUGUGUGCCCAUCUCACUUAAGAGGCCGGGGCCAGCGCUGUCCGGAGACACUUCCGGGUCAUGUGGCCAGCGUGACAAAGCUGCUCUGGCGAGCCAGCACCAGCGCAGCACACGGAAACGCCGUUUACCUUCCCGCUAUAAAGCGGUACCUAUUUAUUUACUUGCACUUAGGGGUGCUUUCGAACUGCUAGGUGGGCAGGAGCUGGGACCGAAAGACGGGAGUUCACUCCGCCGCGGGGAUUCGUACCGCCGACCAUACGAUUGGCAAGUCCUAGGCACUGAGGUUUUACCCACAGCGCCACCCGCGUCCCUAGUUAAAAAAGGACACUGCACUAAAUGAACCACAGACCUGAUCUAGCAGCCAGGCUCUUCCUAUGCUCUUCAGGCUUUUCUUAGGUUCUUCAGGCAGGCGCAAGCAAACCCUGCAAAUCAGCAACCUUUUCCCUCUCAUCCUCAAGGCAGGAAGUGGGGCAACAUUCGCUCCCUGUCAACCUUCUGGAGGCCAUAUACCAAUGGUGGGUGGGACCAGAGGCAAAAAUGGCUGGAGCAACAAAUGUAAAUUUUCAUUUGGCAAGUUCUAUUCUGCACAAGUUCAUACACUCUCCCUCCUUUAUCCUCAAUCCAAACAAGUGUGAUCAGAGUUUGACACAAUUCCAGCCGGGCAAAAGCACUCCGGGAAGAUGUGGGAGGAGUGUAGCCUAGGGAGAAUUCAGUGGUCCAGGUAGAUGGCCUGGAGAGGCACAUUUGACUCCAGGCCUGAAGUUCCCCACCACAUCAUAAGGCCUGGUCUGCAUGUGACAGAGCACAAUGUUGUUGAAAGGACCUCAGCAUAACCCUGCAGACAGCUUAGGCACAAAUAGUCUUUAACAAAAAACAAAACACCUAGCAGCCGUUUAGUGGGGGAAAAUGUUUUUAAAAACACAUAAUUCUUUAUAGGCUUGGCUCUUGCAUGUAACACUUCAGCGAAGGAAGGCAAAGCAAUUCAGUUCAAACGCCCCAUUGUAAACAGCUGUCCUGGAUCAGCAAAUUAAUUAUUCUUUACUUUUGCCUUUCAGAUGCUCCGAAUAGAGGCAGUGUUCUGCUUAUUUUAGCUUUUCAAACUAUAUGGUACAGACAGGUGUCUAGAUCAUAUCUUUGAAUGUCAGAAUGCCUUGGGAACCUCCUGGCCCUUCUCUGGAACAUCUGCUUUUAUUUGCUUGCAUCAGGGAUAGCCAACAUUGUGCUCUCCAGACUGUAGCACAUCAGCCCUAGUGAGCAAGGCUAAGGAUGGUGGGAGUUGUAGUAUAGCGAUAUAUCGAUGGCACCAUGUUGGCUACUGCUGAUUUACAUUAUUUAUUUCCCACACCCUCAACCUAAAGCCAGUGGUGGAAUGGUGGUUAGAGUGUUGUAUUAGGACCUGGGAGAGCAGGGUUCAAAUCCCUGCUCAGCAAAACAUGCUCAGCCUAACCUGCCCCAAAGGGUUGUUGUGAGGAUAACACGAGGAGGAAGAGAAGCAUGUACACUACCUGAAUCUCCCUGGAGGAAAAGGGGGAUAUAACUGUAACAAAGAAAUGUCCAAGGGCAGCUAACAAUAAUAGUAAGAAGCAAAGUACAUUGUAAUAUUAUUAAUAAUAAUAAUAGUAUAAAAACAGCAAAUUAAAGCAACAAAUUGAAGGAGAAUGUGAAGAAAGGCCUCAGGCAACAAUCUCAGUGUACACGUGGAUUGAUUAUGGGAGAUGGUUCAGCUCCUGGCCUUGCAAGGAGCCUCUGACCUAUGUAAUAAAACCUGGGACUCUUUGCUCCUUCCUAACCUUCCCUCUCUCUUUUCUUUGGGCAGGAAUUCGCAGACUCGCUUGGGAUCCCCUUCCUGGAGACCAGCGCCAAGAAUGCCACCAAUGUGGAGCAGUCGUUCAUGACUAUGGCGGCUGAGAUCAAGAAACGCAUGGGCCCGGGUGCCACGGCUGGCGGCGACAGACCCAACCUGAAAAUUGACAGCACUCCGGUCAAACAAGGAGGCGGCGGCUGCUGCUGA
Podarcis lilfordi (Lilford's wall lizard) is the source of this 12598-nucleotide messenger RNA. The record is from the annotation of a GenBank genome assembly. NCBI's taxonomy places the organism in Eukaryota, Metazoa, Chordata, Lepidosauria, Squamata, Lacertidae.